UCCAUUCCCUCUGCGCGUCAGUGGGAUGUGUUGUCUCUCCCGGGCUGCUCCAUCCCCCCUGCCAACCUGCAGUCUCCGUGCCCUGGCAGUGCCCUGUGCCACCUUCCUCCCUCCGAGCCGCUCUCCGUGAUGUGACUGUUCCUCCCCCCCCCCGCAUCUCUCAGCCUGGUCCUCCCCCUCCUCCCCUGUCUCCGCAGUGCUCAGAGCAGCCAUGAACCCCUUACUAACCCCCAACCUGCUCCUGCUCCCCUCUGAUGCCCCCCUGCAGCCGGCGGAGAGCCCCACAUCUCCCCCCCAGGGCUCCCUGCUGCUGGGGGGCCCCUAUGCUCCCACCGGGGGGGCCAGCGCUUUACGCAAUGACUUUGGCUCCAACAUCAAUGUCCUGAAGACCCUGAACCUCCGGUUCCGCUGCUUUCUGGCCAAGGUGCAUGAGCUGGAACGGAGGAACCGCUCCCUGGAGAGGGCGCUGGAGAGGGCCCAGGGGGCCGGCCCCAUAACCCGGGAGCAGGCGGUACAGACCGGCUUUGUGGGGCCCAUCUUGCCUCCGCCAUUAUUGGGGCUCACUCGGCCCUGCCCGGCGCCUCCCCCCCAGCCCUGGGUGUAUGGGGCCCACAGGCUGGGCACCCGGUGUGAUGUGGCCACGGUCAGCGGAGCCUAUUGGGGUCACUCAGACGGAGUUGGGGUUCAGAUUGACACCAUCACCCCAGAGAUCCGGGCUCUCUAUAAUGUGCUGGGCAAGGUGAAGCGGGAGCGGGACGCCUACAAGCAGAGGUGGGAGGAGGAAUACACAGCCCGUGUUCAGCUGCAGCAGAGAGUGACGGAACUAGAUGAGGAAGCCCAGGAAUCUGCCCUAUAUCAGGAAGAACUGGCCAUGAAAGUGAAGCAGCUGAAGGCUGAGCUGGUCGUAUUCAAGGGUUUAAUGAGCAAUAACCUGACUGACCUGGACACCAAAAUCCAGGAGAAGGCUAUGCGGGUGGAUAUGGAUAUUUGCCGCCGGAUUGACAUCACGGCAAAGCUGUGUGACGUGGCCCAGCAACGAAGCUGUGAGGACAUGAUAAACAUGCUGCAGACUGUCCAUCUGUCUCCUAUGAAGGUUUUGGGGAGAAGGAAAGAGAGGAAACCGGCUACUGAUGAUGAGACAUCGGUGUGCGAGAGUGAGAGCGCAAGAGGGGGCGAUGAAGAUGAAAGCACAGCAAUGAGUAUCAAUGAGGAGAUGCAACGAAUGCUCAAUCAGCUGCGGGAGUAUGAUUUUGAGGACGACUGUGACAGUCUUGCCUGGGAGGAGACAGAGGAAACCCUCUUACUGUGGGAGGAUUUUUCUGGAUAUGCCAUGUCUGCAGCGGAGACACAGGGGGAGACACAGGAGGAUAGUCUGGAAGAGGUGAUAAAAGACACUGAAUCUCUGUUCAAGAAUCGAGAGAAGGAAUAUCAGGAAACAAUCGACCAGAUAGAGUUGGAACUGGCCACAGCUAAGAACGACAUGACCCGCCAUCUACAUGAAUAUAUGGAGAUGUGCAGCAUGAAGAGGGGGCUAGAUGUGCAGAUGGAAACGUGCAGGCGCCUGAUCAACCAUCAAUCAUCAGAAGAGAGGUCACCGCCACCCAGUAGCGAGUCAGCCUGUAACGAGGAUCCUGAGGACUCUGAUCGGGACCCCCCGUCUUCUGACAGUUCCGCCAGAUGAUAUGGGGAACAGGAUGAUGCCCCCCCCAUUACUCCUACAAUUACUCUCCAUAUUCUGCACUUCCCAGCACUGCCAUUGGAACUGUCACUCUGGGAGCCUGGUGCAGGCAGUUGCACUCAGACAGACAAACUUAAUAUCAGUGUUCAGGACAGAUGGGAGUUGAAUGCUGCAAGAUGCUUGAUAUAUAUUAAUAGGUAUAUAUAGGGUGGGGUGGGGGCGCUGAAUAAGUAUAUAUGGGCUGCCAUGCUGAUAAACGCUGUGUGUGUGCAUUUAGGUGCUUGGUGUAUGUAUAAGGGUUUUAGGCUGCCAGGCACAAAUCUAUUAAUGGGGGAGUGUGGGGAGCUCUUUAAUUGCUAUAUGGGGGUGCUGUAGUAAAGAUGGGGUUUGGGAUUCUCUGACAGGUAUCUGGUCUGUUCAGUAUUGCUCUCUAACAGAGGCCAAUCUCACACAAUGGCUACACACUCAUGCACUUUUACUGGGGUUGGCACCUUACCUUUAAAACUGGAUACAUAUGGAACCCCCGUGCUGCACGGCUGCACAGAACCCAUUGCCAAUAUACUGUGCGGCACGUAGAGUUAAUAUCCUUUCCAGUCUUAAAGUGGCGAGAAGCCAACCCCAACUCUUGUACAGAGAUAUGGAUAUUUUUUUUGGGGGGGUGGGUCACAGUUUUGAGGUUUUCAUCUCAUAUUGUACAUUGGAGCCAGCGGUUGUGAGGUCGGCCUGUUCCAUUCUGGGACACCUACAGCCGCUCACCUAUACAUACUGUACAUUUCAUCUUGCCUUUUUUUCAAGGCAGGUAAUAGGUAUGUAAAUAAGGGAUGCGAGCUGGGCACGUGAAUGUAAAGUGUAUAUACCCACGGGGGCAAAUGUAUAGCUAGAGAGCAGAGGAAGCGGUAUCCGGAAUGCUUGGUUCCAUGCACUUAGGGAAUUGGCUGCGGAGGGUGUAAUAUCAUGAUUUAUUAUUGAAAUGAUUGCCUGUAAACCCAUUACCAUAAUCCUACGGAGAAGCCAAAGAGGGGAGGCCUGUGGCCAUGUUGCCUGGGUAUCUAAUGGACUAAAGCCAGGGAUCCCUGCUGCUGUAGGGAGUGGCUGCCACAACGAACUACAAGUUGGACUCCCCUGCUGCUACAAAUGUCUGUGACUUAAUAAAGAGAGAUUCUGCCGCCAACCAUCUUCUCCAUAUCUGCCGUCCUUGGUGCACCUCAUCCCUGGCUCCUGGUAGGGUUCAGUUGCAGAAUAACCUUGAGCUUUGUUACUUGCUUUGUUAUAGAGGUACCACCAUAUAGAAUGAGUCCACGCUACUACACAUGUACUACCAACAGGACCUGCCUUGGUGCUACUGGAUCUAGGAGUUUAAUGGUGGAUCAUGUUGGUUUGGUUAUGGAGUCAACAACAUCAUCUUACAAACCAAUCGCCCAACCUUGGCUCUUCCUCCGUCCCUUACUGCCAAGGUAUUGGACUGACUCUUCUGUACAUGACCAAAUGUCGAUGUAUCAUUAGAUGUGACUAUCAGCAAAGACUCCAAAGUGUUAAACCCACUUGUGUAGAACCCCAGCACCCUUGCGGUGAUCUCUAUCUGCCAAUGUAGCGAGGCUCAGCAGUGUUACAGGCACAUUGUGUUUGCACCAUACAACCUCAGAGUCUAGUAGGUAUACAGUAUAUAGAAAUGACUUUCUGAGGUUAAGGUCCAAAUUGUCAGCAUCCUAUUAAUCCUUAAUCAGUGAUUCUGUCUUGACCCACUUGUUGAAUUUAAUAAAGAGCAAUAAAUGGCCGAUCAUGUGA
Xenopus tropicalis (tropical clawed frog) is the source of this 3463-nucleotide messenger RNA. It is a transcript of the gene iffo1, whose product is annotated as intermediate filament family orphan 1. The transcript is spliced from 9 exons. Gene Ontology annotation, molecular function: structural molecule activity. The record is from RefSeq and is a predicted model, not a curated record. NCBI's taxonomy places the organism in Eukaryota, Metazoa, Chordata, Amphibia, Anura, Pipidae. Bases 212 to 1681 code for a protein of 489 amino acids.